GUAUCCGUCUGAUGCUGAUGUCACGGCCCGUGUCAGGAGGGAAGAGGACAGAGCUUUUCAGAGCAGACAGAGUUAGCAACAUCGAGACAACACAACAACAUCAAGAUGAAGGUCAACACUGUGAGGUUUGCUCUGGUUGUUGUUGGUGUCUUUGGAUGGUCUAUGAUGCUCCCCUCUGCCACACAAGUGGGUCUGAGCGACAAAGUCCUGGUGUUCCCUUACGAGACCGACUUCAGCUUCGUGUCCCUGAUCCCUCAGAAGGAGAUGGGGCUGAGGGCCUUCACCCUCUGCAUGCGGGUGGCCACGGAGCUGCCUGAGGACCGCCAGAUCAUCCUGUUCGCCUACCGCACCGCCGACUACGACGAGCUGAACGUGUGGCGUGAGAGCGACGGGCGCGUCUCCUUCUAUAUGAGCGGCGACGGCAUCUUCUUCCACCUGCCGCCCAUCACCACCUUCCGCACAAGCCUCUGCCUCACCUGGGACUCUCGCACCGGCCUCUCUGCCUGCUGGGUGGAUGGGAAACGCAGCACUUACCAGGUCUACAAACCCGGGCACAGCAUCCGUCCCAAAGGCUCCAUCCUCCUGGGGCAGGAUCCAGACAAACACCUGGGGGGUCUGGAGGCCGGGCAGAGCUUCGUUGGCGAGAUGACGGAUCUGAACAUGUGGGACUUUGUGCUCUCCAGGAGCAUGAUCCAGGCCUGGCAUUACGGACACAGGGUCCCCAAGGGAAACGUCUUCGACUGGGGCACCAUGGAGUACGAGCUGAACGGGAACGUGAUGGUGGUGGAUGAUGACUGACUGGACGUGGAGUCGGGGGCAGAGAGGAAGGAGGCUUUAGAGAUCUGUGUUGGACUGAUACUGAUGUGUGGUUUUCUUUCUUAGAUUCAGUACUGUUUCAUGUUAGAGCCCUUUAACUGAGCUUCCAAAAACACAACAAUUCUCAGUUUAAUUUGACAUUAAAGGUGGGGUAGGUAAGUUUGAGAAACCGGCUCGAGAUACACUUUUUGUUAUAUUCCAUGGAAUGCUCUUAACAUCCCGAUAGCAAUAGAUAUCUUAAGUGCUUUGACAAAAAAUCCAUAAAAAAAUAUCAUCUGUGGAAGCCAUAGUACUGUAAAAAGCAUGACCAAUCAUUUUAGCCGGCCCGACUAAAAUAACUGGAUGGCCUACCUGCCUGUCAGCCUUCCAUCUGUGCACAAACUUAUCUCGUGCCCUCAUUGGUCAUGUGCGCGUUCGUGUGUGUUGGAGGAGGGGCUCUGUAAGGAAGUGGCAGAUUUUUUCCGGCUGUGUAUUUUCAAAUUCUAGCGCACUCCAGCUGGUUUCUCCAAAAUUACCUACCCCACCUUUAAGGAAUUGUUGAUCAUUAAUGGAUUAUUUGAAAGGCAUACCGUGCAAAAGACCAGGAGCCCGAAGUGUCCUCAAAAUAACCGUGAAGAUACAUAUAACAACCACAGAGAGACUGUUUAAACCGCUGCAAAGAGACACAAGGGACCAGGCGAAGGGACGCCCCAAAAGGGCAAAACAAACCACGGAGAGACAACCCUGUAAAAAAGAGACACAAACAACAACAAAAAUUGCAAAACAACUACAAACAGAUGUAAAAUGACUAAACACAGUGACAAAAAAACUACAUAGAACCAAACACAGAUGCAAAAAACAGUACAAAGGGACACAAGAUGACUGCAAAGUGCACAGCCACAAACAAAAAUAAAUUAAAACGAUCACAAAACAGACACAAAAUAACAAAAAGGCUAAACAACUAUAACUCCUGUGUGUCUGGCUCCUAUGUCGGAGAGGUGUUGGGGCCUUUUUCAUGUCUGUGCCCAGGGGCCAAGUCGUUCAUCCCCCUCCCAUGCGCUUGAUGACUAGUUAAGAACGUAGAAAGGAGUAGUGUUUCAGUACAUUGACUGAGAAACCUCCUAUGCAGUAAUCUGUCAUUAUUUUAGACAACAAAAUGCACUAGCAAAAAAUAAAAAAUAUUUGUGGUGAAUUAAAGUAUUUUUAUUAAAAUGUACAUCAGAGGGCUUUUUCCAAACGGUACCUCAGUUUAAGAUCCUUGUUUCAAAAAUUAGCAUUUUAUUUUUUUUAGUCUUCUUUGUGUCUCCAAGCUUCAUCCUUUGAAAGACCAACCUCUAAAUAUGGAGCUUUAAAUGUUGACGUGCCAGUUGCAUCCAUAGGGUGGCACUCUGCACUAGUUCACAUCAAACACAAACGUGUGUCAAGUGAAACGUUAUCAUGCAUCUGCUAAUGUGAUAUAGUUAUGAACCGAAGUCCACCAAUAACGGAUUACGAUCUGCUGCUAUAAAGUAUUUAAAACUAUUUUUCCAAAAACCUUUAAUGCGUUUUUAAUAGAAAACUAUAAGGCCAAAAAUACAGGUUCAAUUCAAAUCAUACAGUAAUUAAUACAACUAAAACCCCAAAUAAAACCUGUCGUCAUGCAUUCAGAUAGUACAAUUGUGUUUGUCCAAUGAUAUUGAUGAAAAUAGGAAGUGGGUAUUAAAACACUGAGAUGCGUUAUUUCUUAAUGAUUUACUGCAGUGAGAGACAAAUAGCAAUUAUCAUGUUUAAUAUCCACCGCCGUAAUGUUGCCUCCGGUUAGCGUAUACUCACUCAUGAAUUUCACAUGUUUCCACUGAUGUAAGAACGCUUUUGGGUCUGAAAUAAAACCUUGCCAUGUGCAUAACUAAUAAUGUUUGUAAUUAAAGGGAAUAUUUCGUCUUUGAA
Messenger RNA from Trematomus bernacchii (emerald rockcod), 2721 nucleotides. Its product is annotated as pentraxin fusion protein-like. Lineage: Eukaryota; Metazoa; Chordata; Actinopteri; Perciformes; Nototheniidae. The transcript is spliced from 3 exons. The record is from RefSeq and is a predicted model, not a curated record. The coding region runs from base 106 to 798 and encodes 230 amino acids.